Molecule: messenger RNA, 786 nt
Organism: Pseudozyma hubeiensis SY62
Lineage: Eukaryota; Fungi; Basidiomycota; Ustilaginomycetes; Ustilaginales; Ustilaginaceae
Exons: 3
Coding region: 1-786 (261 amino acids)
Biological process (GO): 'de novo' protein folding
Cellular component (GO): endoplasmic reticulum membrane; endoplasmic reticulum
Source: RefSeq, a predicted model, not a curated record
AUGCCGGCCAACGGCAAAGUGCGAAUCGACGGCAUCCUGCGGUCUCCCACCCGGACUCGACAGCGUCACACACACGGCUUCGUCUUGGCUGAUACGCACCUGCGAUCCUCCAGACGACCAGAUAUCAGCAUUCGUUUGCUGAACAAGGCACAACCUCCAAUCUCGAUUGCGACCCUGCAGCACAUCAGCAAAGCACUGUUUGGCGCCUAUCUGCAACGAUUCGGCGUUUCUGCACAGACCUACGGUAUCGGCGACCCCAACAAUGUGACGUCGUUGCAAGGCACGUGGACCACAGGUGCAGGUCACGUCCUCACCGGUCUCAACUUUUACGAUCCAGUCAACAACUCGUUCAUUUACCCUGCCACCGCAGGUCAGUCGUAUAGCUUUACCAAUGAUGGCUACUGGGAGCAGGCGCUCUACCUCUACAACACCAACCCUGCCAAGCCAAACUGCGUUUCGGCACAACUUAUCUGGCAGCACGGCACGUACACGCUUAACAACAACAACACGCUCACGCUCAACCCUUUCAAGGGAGACGGUCGUCAGCAGGUGUCGGACCGCUGCGCGGAAAAUUCCAACUACAUCCAGUCGUACAAUCAAAAGGAGAACAUGAUGGGAUUCGAGAUCCACCUCGAUACGCACUACAACACUCCGACGUACAUGCUCAAAAUGUAUCAGUUCGAUGGAUCUCCAAAGCCACUGUUCUACCAGGCUUUCAACCCUCCUCAGAUGCUGCCGACGCAACCGUUGCACGAGGAGGUCAUCGGAGAGCUCAACGGGUCAUAG